This is a messenger RNA of Fraxinus pennsylvanica, 2241 nucleotides long. The record is from the annotation of a GenBank genome assembly. Lineage: Eukaryota; Viridiplantae; Streptophyta; Magnoliopsida; Lamiales; Oleaceae.
AUGGCAGCGACACCAAGGCUAGAACCGGACGAUGACGCCUCCGCCAGUUCAGCCGCCGUGAAUUCAUCGGUCCAAUUCGGUACGGCGGAGGCACUCGAUUACGUUCGGAAGCUGACAGAUGUGGGAGCCAUGACUCGUCUCUUACAUGAAUGUAUAGCCUACCAGCGAGCCCUAGAUCUCGAGCUGGAGACCAUUCUCUCUCAGCGCUCCGAUUUGGACCGCCAGCUCUCUGGCCUUCACAAAUCUGCCGAGGUUCUUGAUAUUGUCAAGGCUGAUUCAGCCUAUAUGCUCUCUAAUGUAGGCUCCACUUCCUCCCUCGCCGAUCAGGUCUCCGCCAAAGUGCGACACCUAGAUCUUGCCCAAUCUCGCGUCAAGGAAACUCUUCUACGCAUCGAUGCAAUCGUCGAUCGCUCGAGUUGUCUCGACGGUGUUCAGAAGUCACUUCAAUCGGAGGAUUUCGAGUCUGCUGCAUCCUACAUCCAGACGUUUCUCCAAAUUGACUCCAAGUUUAAAGACUCCUCGGCCUCGGAUCAGCGGGAGCAGCUCCUCUCCUACAAGAAGCAAUUGGAAGGCAUAGCCAAGAAGAGGCUCUCGGCUGCUGUAGACCAGCGGGAUCAUCCCACCAUUCUCCGUUUCAUCAAGCUUUACACUCCCCUUGGUCUUGAAGAGGAAGGCUUGCAGGUUUAUGUUAAUUACUUGAAAAGGGUCAUUUCCAUGAGAUCCCGGAUUGAAUUCGAGCAAUUGGUGGAAUUGAUGGAUCAACCCAAUAAUAUUAGUAAUAAUCAGGCGAACUUUGUGGCGUGUUUGACGAAUUUGUUCAAAGACAUUGUCUUGGCUGUAGAAGAAAAUAAUGAGAUUUUAAGGAAUUUGUGCGGUGAGGAUGGCAUUGUUUAUGCCAUUUGUGAGCUUCAUGAGGAAUGUGAUUCACGGGGACCUAUCAUUUUAAAAAAAUACAUGGAGUACAGGAAGUUAGCGAAAUUGACCUCUGAUAUUAAUUCAUAUAAGAGCAAUUUACUCUCAGCUGGGGCAGAAGGGCCCGACCCUAGAGAGGUUGAGUUAUAUCUGGAAGAGAUACUGUCUUUGACGCAGUUGGGUGAGGAUUACACUGAGUACAUGGUGUCCAAAAUAAAGGGCUUGACCUCUGUGGAUCCAGAAUUAGGUCCCCGAGCCACAAAGGCUUUUAGGAGUGGGAAUUUCAGUAAAGUUGCUCAGGAUGUUACUGGUUACUACGUCAUUUUGGAAGGGUAUUUUAUGGUGGAAAAUGUGAGGAAAGCCAUCAAAAUCGAUGAGCAUGUACCUGAUAGUCUCACAACAUCCAUGGUAGAUGACGUGUUUUAUGUGCUGCAGAGUUGCUGUAGAAGGGCAAUUUCUACUUCAAAUAUCAACUCGGUGAUUGCUGUGUUGAGCAGCGCCUCAAGUUUAUUGGGGGGUGAAUAUGGUGAGGCACUGCAACAACAGACGAGGGAGUCAAAUCUUGGAGCAAAGCUAUUUUUGGGAGGUGUUGGGGUGCAGAAGACUGGAACUGAGAUUGCCACGUCUUUGAACAACAUGGAUGUCAGUAGUGAGUAUGUCCUGAAACUUUGCCAUGAGAUCGAAGAACAAUGUGCAGAAGUAUUCCCUGCACCAGUAGACAGGGAGAGAGUUAAAUCCUGCAUAUCUGAAUUGAAUGAAAUGAGCAACAAUUUCAAGAAGGCACUAAGUGUUGGAAUGGAGCAACUUGUAGCCACCGUGACACCCCGAAUUCGACCUGUAUUAGAUAACGUGGCGACCAUCAGCUAUGAACUAUCUGAAGCAGAUUAUGCAGAAAAUGAGUUGAAUGAUUCCUGGGUUCAAAGGCUUCUCCAUGCUGUGGAGACCAAUGUGGCGUGGCUUCAGCCCCUGAUGACAGCCAACAAUUAUGACUCAUUUGUGCACCUCGUCAUUGACUUCAUCGUGAAAAGGCUAGAGGUCAUCAUGAUGCAAAAACGAUUCAAUCAACUCGGGGGUCUUCAGCUUGACAGAGAUGCCAGGACACUAGUCAGCCAUUUCUCUAGUAUGACACAGAGGACAGUUAGAGACAAAUUUUCUCGUCUCACCCAGAUGGCUACUAUCCUAAACUUAGAAAAGGUGUCUGAAAUUUUAGAUUUCUGGGGAGAGAACUCGGGGCCCAUGACUUGGAGACUAACUCCAGCUGAGGUUAGAAGAGUAUUGGGUCUGAGAGUUGAUUUUAGACCUGAAGCAAUAACUUCUCUUAAAUUGUAG